AUGGAGAAGGUCCAACUCGCCCUCGAGCGGCUCAUUCCCGAGCUGCGCGACCUCGAGGACAAGGGCAUCUUCAACAAGGAUGAGAUUCACGACAUCGUGGCCAAGCGAAGGGCGUUCGAGAUGGGGCUGGCGCAGGGCAGGGGCACAAAGCCGGCAGACUACCUCCGCUACAUCGAGUACGAGCGCAGGCUCGAAAAGCUGAGAAAGGCGCGUGCUGCACGGUUGCAAACCGAGUCGAAGAAGUCGCUCUCCGACCACUCCAUCCCAGCACACAUCACGCAGCUCCACCGUCUCUCUGUCCGGCGCUUCCCCGAAUCUCUAACGCUCUGGGACGCCUUCAUCGCGCACGCCCUCUCACAGUCCUCGCCCAACCUCGUCUCGCGCACGCUCUCAUCCGCAAUCGCCAUGCACCCGACGCACACGCCGUACUGGAUCAUGGCUUCGCAGUGGGAGAGCGAGGGAGACCGAAAAGGCAUGGGCGGUGGAAACGCAGAAGCGGCGCGGAGGCUCUGUAUGCGCGCAUUGCGGUUCUUGAAGGGCAAGAAGGGGGAGAAGGAAGGGAUGGAGGGGCCGGAGGAGGCGAUUUGGCGCGAGUGGAUCCGCGUUGAGGUAUCGUUUGUGGAGAAGCUGAGGGGAAGGUGGCAGGUUCUCGGCCUCGGCAAGGGAAAGGGCGGAAAGGAGAUCAUUCGUGUCAAGGGUGCGAAUGGCGAGGCGGACGAGGGCGACGAGGAAGAGGAGGAGAUCCAGCUUCCGACGACUGAGGAGGGCGAUGAUCAAGAUGCGCAGCUCGCGGAGGAGAUGACGGAGCAGGCCAAGUCGGGCCAGGAGGCGCUCCUCGACGGCGCCAUCGUCCGUCUCGUCAUUGACAACUUGCUCAAGUCCUACGAGCACUCAAUCUUCGCUUACAACCUCCUCCUCUCGAUCCUCCGCCCUCUCGCCUCCCCUCUCCGCCUGUCGCUCCUCCAACACGUCUACACCUCCCUCUCCACCCACAUCGCCCCCUCCUCUCUCUCCUACCCCUCCGCCCUGCACAUCCUCGCAACCCGAAAACUCUACGACGUCCCCUUCGUCCCGCCCAAACAAUCCAAGAAGCGCAAGGCGGACGAGACGCAAGUUGCGGGACCUGAAGACCCGAGGUCAAUCAAGGUCGAGGGGGAGAUGUUGGUGGAUGCGGUGGGGGCGGCGUGUGAGGAGUAUUGGAGGGUUUUGAAGAGCAGGGGCAAGAAGGGGAAGGGGAAGGAGAAAGACGCGGGUCAGGCGCAGCUGUUGUGGGAGCAGUUCUGUGGGUGGCUGGAGGAGAUGGCGGAUGAAACGGAGGACGAAGACCUGCUCGCUUUCCUUUCCGCCAACCUCGCUUCGGCUCUCGCCGCAGCUCCUCCUUCCCCAUUCCUGUCCCUCGUCCACCUCCGACACCUCCUGCGAACCGAAGCACCAGCGUCCGAUGUCCUGUCGCACGCGAAGAAGGCGACCAAGGCCUUCGGUUCGGACGCGACGCCGCCCGCACAGCGGGAGCAAGUCUGGGUUGCGCGAAUCGAGACGUCCGAGUCGCUUUCGACCUCGGCGAAGGACGUAGCAUCGCUGUUGACACAGGCGACCCGUGCUCUGCCUUUCAGCUCGAAGCUGUGGGACCUCUUUGCCGACUUCACGGAGCGAACGGCGGAGUCGACCGCCGCUGUCGAGAAGUGGUACGAGUCGUCGAUCCGACGAGUACUCCUCACCGACGCCGUCCCUCCCGCCUCGUUCGAAUCGACCUUCACCGAACAUGCCGCCCUUCCGCCUCGCGAACUCCUUCCCCGCCGCUACGUGCACUACCUCACCACCACCGCGCCCGCCUCUUUCCAGCCCAAACUCCUCUCGCUCCUCUCUUCCGCCCCUUCCCUCUCGCUCUCCUUCCUCUCUUCCGUCCUCGACCCAUCCGGUCCAGCACUCUCCUCCGACCGUCCCUUCCGGCAACAGAUCUUCGAGCGAAUCGUCUCUCACCCCGAAGCAGGGCCCGAAGAAUGGCUCUCGUACGCCGAGGAACUCGUCCGCACCGGACAGGUCGUCAAGAGCCAGGAAGUCUUGAGGCGGGCAAAGGGCGAUGUGAAGCUCAAGAGGGGAGAGGGAGAGUUGAGGAGGUUUGAGAUGAUGUGGGAUGGGGUUUGCAGGAGGUUUGAGCAGUAG
Messenger RNA from Rhodotorula toruloides NP11, 2163 nucleotides. Its product is annotated as U3 small nucleolar RNA-associated protein 6. NCBI's taxonomy places the organism in Eukaryota, Fungi, Basidiomycota, Microbotryomycetes, Sporidiobolales, Sporidiobolaceae. Bases 1 to 2163 code for a protein of 720 amino acids. The record is from RefSeq and is a predicted model, not a curated record. Gene Ontology annotation, cellular component: small-subunit processome; Pwp2p-containing subcomplex of 90S preribosome. Gene Ontology annotation, biological process: maturation of SSU-rRNA from tricistronic rRNA transcript (SSU-rRNA, 5.8S rRNA, LSU-rRNA). Gene Ontology annotation, molecular function: snoRNA binding; protein binding. The transcript is spliced from 6 exons.